Messenger RNA from Nerophis ophidion (straightnose pipefish), 2950 nucleotides. It is a transcript of the gene mllt3, whose product is annotated as MLLT3 super elongation complex subunit. Gene Ontology annotation, biological process: regulation of DNA-templated transcription. The record is from RefSeq and is a predicted model, not a curated record. Gene Ontology annotation, cellular component: super elongation complex. Bases 156 to 1871 code for a protein of 571 amino acids. Lineage: Eukaryota; Metazoa; Chordata; Actinopteri; Syngnathiformes; Syngnathidae. The transcript has 13 exons.
AGCUUGAUUGUGUUGACCACCGGCGAGUCUUUGAAAGUCUCGACUUGAUUUCGGUGGAGAGAGACCAUGUCCGCCGUCAUACGCAAACUGUUCUUACCUCCACUCUCAUUGCCUAGUCAUUCUUCAUGAAAUAGCUGCAACGCGGGGCGUCAGGGAUGGCCAACUCGGGCGCUGUUCAGGUGAAACUAGAACUCGGCCAUCGUGCCCAAUUCCGAAAGAAACCCACGGUGGAAGGCUUCACCCACGACUGGAUGGUGUUUGUCCGCGGACCGGAGCACAGCAACAUUCAGCACUUUGUGGAGAAAGUUGUCUUUCACCUGCACGAAAGUUUCCCAAAACCAAAAAGAGUUUGCAAGGAUCCACCAUACAAAGUAGAGGAAUCAGGAUAUGCCGGCUUCAUCUUGCCUAUUGAAGUUUACUUUAGGAAUAAGGAAGAACCAAAGAAAGUUCGCUUUGACUACGACCUCUUCCUCCACCUGGAGGGCCACCCGCCUGUCAAUCAUCUCCGCUGCGAGAAGCUGACGUUCAACAGCCCGGCUGAAGACUUCCGUCGCAAGCUACUGCGAGCUGGAGGGCAACGAGACCCGCACAAACGCACCUCAGAGGACUCAAAAGUGAUGGUCAUGCAGGAAGGCUCAACAUCCUUGUUUGGGAACCACAUGAAGCUCCCUAUGCUUCCUAAUACCUCCUUGAUGUCUCCUUUCCCCGAUUCCCGGAAGAGCAAAAGCUCCCUUGGGUCAAAGGACAUCUCAAAAGGAAGUGGCGGUACACUCUUGACCACGGCCACAACCACCACCAGCACCACCAACAACAGCAGCAGCUUCUCCAAACUCCACAAGCCCUGCAAGGACCACAAAGACAAGCCUGCGAAAGAAUUGAAAGAAACCAAAAGUGCCUUGAGAGACUCUUCCCUGGAGUCCAGCAAAGCCCCUAAAGAGCCUUCCAAAAAACCCAAAGAGAACCAGCCACUUAGAGAUAUCAAUCCUAAAAUGGGAUUUAAGGAGCCGAAGUCUAUGUCCAAUCACGGCUCAGGGCCCAACAAGCGUCUGUCUGCUCCUGAUGCGGACAAUCGCGUCACCAAAAAGAGCAAAAAAGGAUUUGCGGAUUCGUCUGUGAAGCAGAUGGAUGCUCAACAUGCCGAUAAAAAACUGCUGAAGGAGCGAUCACAAAUGCAGAGUAGUAAAUUGCAUCCAGAGGGCGAACAAGUGGACCACAGGAAACUGUCAACACUUCCCCCCUUCCACGAAGUGGUGGACCACAAUGACUCUGACAUGGAGUCCGCCAAGUCAGAUUCCGAACAGCCCAGUCCAGUCAGCUCCAGUUCCAGUUCAGGCUUUGGUCCCACACACCACAGACGCCAAGUGCUGGGUCCGCUGCAGUCGGUGAUGCAGGAUCUGCACUCGGACGACGACGACAACGAUACUGAGGACGACGACGACCUCGACUUGGAUUCAGACGCAGAGCGGCCAGCGCACACCCACCUCACACACCACCAACGCAGGGUCAGUUUGAGCGACGGCAGCGAGAGUGACAGCUCCACCCCCUCACCGCCUUCACGUACUGACGCCCCAGGCUUACUUAAGACUACGAAUAACCAGAUACUGGAGGUGAAGAGUCCCAAAAGGCACAGCAAACAGGACAAAACCAAAAACGUAGAUUGUGACAAGGCGUACCUUGAUGAGUUGGUGGCACUGCACAAAAGGCUGAUGACCCUAAGAGAAGGUCACAUCCUGCAACAGAUCGUCAACCUCAUCGAAGAGACCGGCCACUUCCACAUCACAAACACGACUUUUGACUUUGACCUGUGCUCAUUGGACAGAAGCACAGUAAGGAAACUCCAGAGUUACCUGGAAACUUCCGGACUGUCCUGAAGUCCUUUUUCGUAUGGCGGCAGCUUGAACGUGUGAUUUUUUUUUUUUUUGUUCUGGUUUUUCUUUCGGAGAAUAACUAAACAUUGGAUGAUAUGCAAAGAGCCUCGCUGUGGUUGGUGGGCUGGAUCCAGUUGAGUUAUGGGAUGAGCCCCGGCGCUGAUCAGAUCACCUGCAAAGCCUUGAAACCUUCUAAAACACAUGGGGGACCUUUUUGCUCUUAAUGAAUGUGCAGAUGGUUGCCAUGUAUGCGUCUUCAGUUGUUGUCCAGUUUGACACAUGCAUGGUCAACAUUGCCUUACAACGUUGUACUAUAAUGUCUUAUUUAUUGAAUUUGUGUGUGUGUGUGCGUGCGUGCGUGUGUGUACGCAUGUGUGUGUUACAAGUAGCAAAAAAACGACUUUGUUGAAGCACUUCACAGCAAGCACAGGUUAUGUUUGCGUGACAGUUACUUUGACCCUCUGUCGGUCACUGACUUGAAAUCAUGACGAUGGGAUCUCGUACGAAUCCUGUGUACAUGUUUACAACAAUCAAAAGCUACUUGUUAAUGUGUGACUUAAAUAGUAUACAUAUUAUAUAUGCAAAGCAGCUGCCCCCUGCCGACAUCCUGUGAGGCCCAGCUGAGGUGUUCGGUGACUGAAGUGAAAGUGAAACAGAAGCACAUUUUUUGGGACCAAAUCCUGGAAGGAUGUGCUGCCCAGUGGGGUCAUAGUUUUUUGUCGCAUUGUCUUUUUUUUGGUCUUCGCCAAUAGAACAUGCCAAACGUACUAGUGUUUAAUGCACAAAAACCGCUGCAAAAAUUUCUGCAAGUUUGGAGGAAAACAAGCAGUCAGUGAACGUCGGCUAAAGACCAACUGUUACGGGUGUGCGAAUAAAAUGUUAUUUAUUUUGUGUCAACAUUUCCAAGGACAAUUACAUUUUUGUUUUUAACGUGUGAUUUGUAAUGUCUGAGAUGUUCAGGAUGACUAAUGGGCCUUUCCAAAAAAAAAAAACUAAAAGGGUUUACGUACGUCCUUGUCCUAUGGUAUCUUAUGUAUUUUGAGCACAUACAAUAAACUCUGUAUGAUGUACAAAUGAGACAA